AUGGCUUUUGCACGCCAAGUGUUUGUGUUAUUGUCUCUGUUAGUGUUAGUGGUGUGUUGGGGAUUGGAGAGAUGUGAAGGUUCUGGGAAAUUCAGCUUCGAAGUCCACCACUUGCUCUCUGAUGCAGUCAAGCAAAACCUUGGCCUUGACGGUCUAGUACCGGAAAAAGGAAGUCUUGAGUACUUCAAGGUCUUGGCCCAGCGUGAUCGCUUGAUCAGAGGCCGUGGUCUCGUCUCCAACAACGAAGAAACUCCUCUUACUUUCAUGGAUGGCAACCUCACGCUCUCAGUCAGACUUCUUGGAGCUCUGCAUUACGCGAAUAUCUCUGUGGGAACACCACCUACUUGGUUCUUUGUGUCAUUAGACACAGGAAGCAAUUUGUUUUGGUUGCCUUGCAAUUGCGGCACCACUUGCAUCCGCAACUUGGAAGAUGCUGGGAUUCCACAGAGUAUACCACUCAAUCUGUACAGUCCCAACGCAUCCUCUACGAGUUCAAGCAUUAGAUGCAGCGACAAGCGUUGUUUUGCAUCGAAAGGGUGUGCUUCUCCUUCAAGUAUUUGCCCUUAUGAGCUGAGUUACUCUCCUGGCACAGCCACCACAGGGACAUUGUUGCAGGAUGUAUUGCAUUUGGCCAAAGAGGAUGUGGAUUUAGAGCCUGUCAAAGCUAAUGUCACGCUUGGUUGUGGUCAGAAUCAGACAGGUGAGUUGCAGAAAAAUAUUGCUGUGAACGGUAAUCUCGGGCUUGGUGUGAAAGAGUACUCUGUUCCGAGUAUGCUGGCUAAGGCAAAUGUUACCGCAAACUCCUUCUCAAUGUGUUUCGGACGUGUCAUUGACGUUGUGGGAAGAAUCAGUUUCGGUGACAAAGGCUACACAGACCAGGAGGAAACUCCAUUCAUUUCUCUUGAACCAAGUUCGUCAUACGUUGUGAAUGUAACGGGAGUAUCAGUGGGGGAAGAACCUACCGGUAUUCGCAUGGUGGCAGAGUUCUACUCUGGCUCAUCGUUUACACACUUACUGGAGCCAGCAUACAGUGUUUUUACCAAAGCUUUUGACACUCUUGCCGAGGACAAGCGUCGCCCCGUUGAUCCUAAGAGUUCCUUUGAGUUUUGUUACGACUUGAGUCCAAACGCUACAAGCAUAUUUUACCCCAUACUAGAGUUGACUUUCGGAGGAGGAUCCAAACUGAGACUCAAGAAUCCGUUUUUCUCAACAAAGACUACGGAGGGUAAUGUGAUGUACUGCUUGGGUGUUAUCAAGGGAGGCGAAGAUAUCAAGGUUAACAUCAUCGGACAGAACUUUAUGUCUGGGUACCGCGUUGUCUUCGAUCGGGAGAGGAAGAUUGUGGGUUGGAAGGGGUCUGACUGUUAUGAAGAUGAAAGCUUAGAAUCUACAACUCCUCCACCGCCGGAGGUCGAAGCUCCUCCACCAAGAUUACCAACUCCACUACCUCGUUCUCCUCCUCCUGCUGCUGAUGAGACACCGCCCCCAGUCGACCCUCGUGACUCCACCGGAAGCCCUGGCACUGGCGGUGCAGCCAGUCUCGUCCCUCUCGCAUCGCAACUCCUACUUCUCCUACCUCUUUUUGCUUUGCUUUGA
Microthlaspi erraticum is the source of this 1596-nucleotide messenger RNA. The record is from the annotation of a GenBank genome assembly. Lineage: Eukaryota; Viridiplantae; Streptophyta; Magnoliopsida; Brassicales; Brassicaceae.